AUGGCGACCAACUCAAUCAAAUUGUUGACCGGUAAUAGCCAUGGCCAGCUCGCUAAAUUGGUUGCCGAGAGGCUCGGUAUUGAGCUUGCGAAGAUCGUGGUGCUGCAAUAUUCCAACAAUGAAUCAAGCAUCUCAAUCGGAGAAUCAGUUCGAGACGAAGAUGUCUUUGUUCUACAGUCCACUGAGCCCGGCAACAUCAACGAUCACAUCAUGGAGCUGCUCAUCAUGAUCAAUGCCUGCCGAACCGCCUCGGCUCGUCGCAUCACCGCCGUCCUUCCCAAUUUCCCAUACGCGAGACAGGACAAAAAAGAUAAGAGUCGGGCACCGAUUACCGCCAAGCUUAUGGCGAACAUGCUGCAGACAGCCGGUUGCAACCACGUCAUCACAAUGGAUCUCCACGCUAGUCAAAUUCAAGGAUUUUUCAAUGUGCCUGUUGAUAACCUCUACGCCGAACCUUCGACGCUGCGUUGGAUCCGCGAGAACCUGCGCGUGCAGGAUUGCGUCAUUGUCUCGCCCGACGCCGGUGGUGCGAAGCGCGCGACCAGCAUUGCGGACAGCCUCGACCUGCAGUUCGCGCUGAUCCACAAGGAGCGCGCGCGACCGAAUGAGGUCUCACGCAUGACGUUGGUUGGUGAUGUUCAGGACAAAGUCGCCAUUAUCGUGGACGACAUGGCCGAUACCUGUGGAACUUUGGUCAAGGCGGCCGAUGUCUGCAUCGACCACGGCGCGCGGGAGGCGAUUGCCAUUGUCACACACGGAAUUCUCAGCGGUGAUGCGAUCAACAAGUUGAACAACAGCAAAUUGAAGAAGUUGGUGGUGACGAACACUGUGCCCCAUGAGGAGAAGAAGAAGCUUUGCGAUCGGUUGGAGACCAUUGACAUCAGUCCCACGCUUGCCGAGGCCUGCCGGAGAACACACAACGGCGAGAGUGUAUCAUUCUUGUUCAAGCACGCACCACUAUGA
Molecule: messenger RNA, 963 nt
Organism: Dissoconium aciculare CBS 342.82
Lineage: Eukaryota; Fungi; Ascomycota; Dothideomycetes; Mycosphaerellales; Dissoconiaceae
Product: phosphoribosyl diphosphate synthase
Exons: 4
Coding region: 1-963 (320 amino acids)
Biological process (GO): ribonucleoside monophosphate biosynthetic process; 5-phosphoribose 1-diphosphate biosynthetic process; purine nucleotide biosynthetic process
Cellular component (GO): ribose phosphate diphosphokinase complex; cytoplasm
Molecular function (GO): ribose phosphate diphosphokinase activity; magnesium ion binding
Source: RefSeq, a predicted model, not a curated record